Bipolaris victoriae FI3 is the source of this 627-nucleotide messenger RNA. RefSeq lists its product as hypothetical. NCBI's taxonomy places the organism in Eukaryota, Fungi, Ascomycota, Dothideomycetes, Pleosporales, Pleosporaceae. Gene Ontology annotation, cellular component: cytoplasm. Gene Ontology annotation, molecular function: protein binding. The transcript has a single exon. The coding region runs from base 1 to 627 and encodes 208 amino acids. Gene Ontology annotation, biological process: innate immune response. The record is from RefSeq and is a predicted model, not a curated record.
AUGACGAAAAAGAAAAAUGCUAUCAUCAUAGCUUCAAGUCACGGGAACGAACCUUUAGUGAGACUACUAAUUGAUUUUGGGGCAAAUCUCAACAUUAGAAGAGGAAAAUGGCGUGGGCCUCUUCACGCCGCAGCAGCGGCAGGUCACCAAGAUGUUGUGGAGCUCUUAUUGAAAAGUGGAGCCAAGAUAAAUGACCAAUCCAAUCCUGAAAGAAUUCCCCGUUUUGACCCUGCCUCAAACGGUUACAACAAUAUUUUGGAGCGCUUCUCGAAAAACGGAACCCAUGUAAGCAAAAAAAGAUAUGGAGGAAGUAGUGUGCCAACCAAGGCUGCCUCGAACCCCGAAGAAGCACUGGUGAGGUACUUGCAGAACGGUGGAGCUCAGGUAGACAAAAGAAUAUAUAAAAGAAGUACCGCGCUCAUCGAAGCUGCGUCAAGCGGUCACAAAAAUGUUGUGGAGCUCUUGCUGGGAAACAGAGCUGAGAUGAAUGACAAAUGCAAUGGCGAAAGUACCGCGCUCAUUAAAGCUGCCUCGAACGGCCACGAAGAUGUUGUAGAGAUCUUGCUGCAGAGCUCAGGUAAAUUCUACCAGUUUCAAUGGCACUGCGCUACAUGCCGCAUCACGUGA